UUCUGCAACACAGAGAUCCAACCAUGGCACCUACAAUUGCUGCACCAAUGACCACUUCAACAGAUCAUUUGACUCUGACCCACAAGCUCAGAAAGCCUCUGGUGGAGAAGUUACGCAGAGAGCGAAUCAACACCUGCAUUGAGCAGCUCAAGUCUCUCCUGGGUCCAGAGUUCCUCAAACAGCAGCCAGACUCCAGACUGGAGAAAGCAGACAUCCUGGAGAUGACCGUUUGCUUACUGACGCAGCUACAGCAGCAGAGAAACCUGCUAACGCACUCCAACAAGCUGCAGACUGCCUCUGAUGAGAAGCUGAGGGAAGUUGACCUUUGUCUUCUGAGCUCCACAGUUCAGACCAGCAUCACCCAAUGCUCUCUGGAGAGAAAAGACAACAGUGUCCUCUGGAGGCCAUGGUAGACCACUCACACUGGACUCCAUACCAGACAAGCUAAACAGACCAUAUUGGUCAGACAUGACUGGACUGAAUUGUUUAAAAUUCUGUGGACUUUUUCUUCUGUAUGUACAGAAGGCUUUACUUUGUGUGUUCUUGUGUGUGUGUGUGUGUGUGUGUGUGUGUGUGUGUGUGUGUGUGUGUGUGUGUGUGUGUGUGUCAGAUGAUAUUUCCUAAGGAAAGUGUAGUAGCAAUAUCUUUCAUGUUGAGAAAGAAAAUUUCAUGUCAUGCAUAUUGCAUUAAUUGAAUCUGAUUGCAUCAGCAAUUUUAAUUGUUUCUUUCUGUACUUCAUGUACUGAUGAUGUUAUAGUAAUGCUUUUUACUAUUAUUGAUUUUCUUCAAUUGACAUUGACGUUACCUUUUAUUGGUUUUCGAUUUUUUGGAUCGAAAUUUUAAGUGUCCAUUUUAAGGAUUUAUUGUGAUUGUAGAUAUUAAUCACACAAAAUUGAUCUGUUAUAAGAUCCAAAUGUUUAGUAUUUCUUUCAUGAAGAUUUUCUAACUAUACGACUCAAUGUGGGCAAGUCGUGUAAUUGUGAUGUUUGUACCUCUUGACUGUUUCUGAUCAGUUUAACAUUAAUCUAAAUUCAAGGUUGAAUUUGUUAUAAGAUCUAAGUGUUUACAGCUUCUUUCUAAAAGGU
This is a messenger RNA of Maylandia zebra (zebra mbuna), 1085 nucleotides long. Its product is annotated as transcription factor HES-5-like. The record is from RefSeq and is a predicted model, not a curated record. Lineage: Eukaryota; Metazoa; Chordata; Actinopteri; Cichliformes; Cichlidae. Gene Ontology annotation, molecular function: protein dimerization activity.